AUUUUUCUUGAAUCUGGUUUGAGGUUACUCCACUAAACUCAGCUCUUUGUUAAUAGUAGGUAAUUAAUUUAAAUUUGUGUUUGGUAUAUCAAUUAUUUAGACGAAAAUGCCCUCUCUAAUUGCUAUAGAACGUUCUAAAAUGUCUAGUGAGAUGUGGGAAAAGCUAAAAGUUCACAUUAUAAGGCAACGAGAAAAAAGGAAACAAGAACAAGAACAAGAUGCUGAACAGGAAAGACUUCGUCGGGAGCAAGAGCUUAAGCGUAAAAAAGAUGCUAUGACAUUGGAAGAGAUUAAAGAUCAGCUGAAUAAAUUAGAGACUAAAUUAAAAGAUAUGAGAAAAGAAAAGACUGAACUGUUUUCACAAUUGAAAAAGGUGCUGAAUGAAGGCCCGGCUGUACGUAAAAAGCCUAGAGAGAGGGAACCCGAAUUAACAGGACCUCAACCAUUGAACAAUCAUGUUUAUCACCCAUAUUUUAUCUCAACCAGUAUGAUGUCUGCGGCUAGUGUAGCCAACUGUCAACCGCCAAUGUACCAUAGAAAUCCUACUCUCAAUGUUCCAAUGUCUCCUAUAGUUUCAAAUAGUAAUUUUAUGUCUCAACAAGCAACCAAUCAUACUCAAGUUGUACCGGUUUCUAUGUAUUCAGUGCCCGGUGUCACAUCAUCGCCAGCCAAUUCCCUCAAAAGACCAAUGCAAAGGUCUUAUGAGAAAAGUCCUUCACCACCUGGUGUGCCUUAUACAGGAAUACUCCCGGUUUAUAAGAAUCCAAUGUCGUAUACACCAGCCUUACCAAGAACAACUCAAUCUGGUAGCUAUUUAUAUUACCCUCAAGGAACUCCAUCACAGAUUGCAUGUGAUGUGAAAGGCAACCCUUACCAUAUCUUUCCAAGUGGUGGUCCAUUUAGUACUGAAAAUCAACAAAUCGAAGCAGCUGAAUAUGAGGCAAGCAAACUUCGUUAUGAUUAUCAACAACAAAUAAGAGCACAAUCACUUGUAGGACCCCCUCAUCCGUCUACCUCGUCACUAAUCCCCAUACAAACAGGCCCAAGCAAGCCUGGUGGCAUCAGUACUGGUUUUCCCGUCCAGAGAGUAUCAGGCCAAACUUCAGGUCAAAGUUCUGGUCCUGGUCGUGAUGUUAGAGACUCUGUUCCAGUUCUUUACCCUGGUCGGGAUGUUAGAGAGCAUCCACCUGUACCCUUCCACGGAAGAGAUGUGAGGGAUCCUUAUCCAGGCAGGGACAUUAGAGACUCAUCUGUGCCCUACCCUCUUUACUAUUAAUUUUUCGUCAGUUACUAUUCGACUGCACUAAAACUUAACUUUUAACCGAUUCUCUUUGUAAAUAAUUGCAUUUCCAAAGAUUCUGAACAUUUCAAGUUGGACGAAAUUAAAUCAUUUCAAUUUAUGUAGAUUGAUUUUUUGAACACCAUUA
Molecule: messenger RNA, 1427 nt
Organism: Tetranychus urticae (two-spotted spider mite)
Lineage: Eukaryota; Metazoa; Arthropoda; Arachnida; Trombidiformes; Tetranychidae
Biological process (GO): regulation of transcription by RNA polymerase II
Cellular component (GO): transcription regulator complex
Molecular function (GO): transcription coregulator activity
Source: RefSeq, a predicted model, not a curated record